AGGAUUAGUAGAGCGAGCACAGACUGUAGUGGGGAAGCUGAAGUGAGGAGGCUGUUCUUGAGAGUGCUAACAUCCGAGCAUUGAACUGCAGAGGUGUUCCUUCAAUGGACAUCUCUGAUCCGUCAGGAAGCGUCGAGACACUAAAGGGAAACCUUGAAACACUCAGUAAGUGUGUGGUGUGACUCUGCUGGUCCCAGUUCCCGGACAGUGGCCUGCAGACAGACCUGCUGACCAGACACGGAGAGCGAAGCAGGCAUGGUUCUGCUGGAGGGAGCGGAGCUGGACAAGACCAGGACCAGGGUUCGACUGGAGCCCUUCGCUCACCAGGUGGGGGGCCACACGUCGAUGAUGCACUACGAUGAGACCACAAUAUGCAAGCCCCUCUUCUCCCAAGAGCAGGUCUUCUAUGAAUCACUGCCAGCUGACAUGAAGCCCUUCACCCCCCAGUACAGAGGGCUCAUCUCUGUUUACUUGGAGAAGGAUAGCAGAGGGCACAUCAGCCUGGUCGCCUUUCCUCAGAAUGACAAUGAGAGCCCAGCCCAAGAAUCUCCUGUGGCAACAAGGAGGAUACAACAGAGAGCCAAGACCAGCUGUGCAGCAGAGCACAAACCAGCCCGAGAGGGACCCCUGCUGGACAGAACCUGCAAUGACAGCAGAAGCAGUGUGUGCGGGACGGAGACGGGGAAGGGGAAGCAGGACACCUCCUUCCACACGAAGGAUUCCAACGGGAAUGAGAGUGCCACUCCGGAGAGGAGCAGCCACAACCCCUGGGGGCUUCACUGCCACCGCGCCCAGCUCACACGCAUGUCCUCAGUCAGCAAAGACAACACGCCCUACAAAUUCCUGCUGCUGGAGAACGUGGCAUCUGCGUUCCAGCUGCCCUGCAUCCUGGACCUGAAGAUGGGCACGCGGCAGCACGGGGAGGACGCCUCAGAGGAGAAGAAGAGGCGCCACAUGAAGAAGUGUGAGCAGAGCACCUCCUCCUCGCUGGGCCUGAGGCUGGGCGGCAUGCAGGUCUACCAGGCGACCACCGGCCAUUUCCUGUGCAGGAACAAGUAUGACGGGCGGACGCUGACGGCGGAGGGCUUCCGGCAGGCUCUUUACCAGUACCUGCACGACGGGCUCCAGCUGAAGAGGGAGCUCCUCCAGCCGGUCCUGCAGAAGCUUAGUGCCCUGCGGGCAGUCAUCGAGCGCCAGGGCUCCUACCGCUUCUACUCCAGCUCCUUGCUCCUCAUUUACGAGGGCAAGAACAACAGCCCGGGCCGGUCCCCCUUCAGCACCCCGCCCAGAGUCGACGUCCGCAUGAUAGAUUUCGCUCACACCACCUGCAGGGGUGCCACACCCAACCACUCCGCGUACGAGGGACCCGAUCGCGGCUACAUUUUCGGGGUGGAGAACCUGAUUAAUAUGCUCCAGGAAAUCAAGGACGGAGACUGAAGCAGCUUUGCAAUGGACAUCUCGCGAGCCAUGUGCUCUGGAAACCACGCCUCGACCCAGCGGCUUACAGGCAGCCUUCGCAACCCUGUCACUUUAUACUUGAGGCUGCAGCAGCAGAAGGCAACUUAGCAGUAGAUGUGAUGUCAGCAGCCCAGCGCAUUGUUUCAUGUGCUGAGCGCUCAUUUUCAAAAGCUGUAGCCACCAGUUCAUGGAAGCAGUUUGUGCAUGACACAAGCAAAUACUCUACCGGGUGUUUCAGGGCCAAACGGCUCCCAAUUUUAGCAUAAACAUAUUUUAAAUGCUGCUUAUGCCCUGCAAAGCUCCGGAAGAUUCAGGGUUCCCCCAUUGUUGCUCCUUGCUUGUGAACAUUGCUGGAAGAACAAUAACACUCCUGUGUGCUCCUGCUGUGGAACUCCAUGCCAGAGCAUGACGGCACAUCUGAGUCUUUAAAAAAAAAAAUCAAAUCUCGUUUAAAACUGACUGACUUGAACUGCUCAGAGCCCUGUUUAGAUGUUAUCAAUACAUGGAAUAUUUUGGUGUUGGAACACAAUGAAACUGCUAAGGACAUUCCAGGUUGAAAUGUCCCAGAUUACUGCAAUAACCCUGCAAUCAAUAUUUUUUUCCAGCUAAGUAUUUUGUAAAUGAAUUGCAGAUGGAAGCUUGUAAUCUGCAUAUUCUAUGUUUUAAAAAGGAACGGUGCUAAUAGAUUUGUGCUGAUGGGCUUGUUUUUCUGUAUAAUCGUAUCCAUUGCUAUAAGCAUCUGCUUGUGUUAUAUAUGUAUCUGCUUGCUGAUCAUGGAAUGGAUAUUAUCUGAAGCUACCUGCUCCUGAAUGUUGCUUAAGUUUAUAACAUUUCUCCAAGAGAUAUCUGCAAGAGAACAGUUCAAAGUAGCAAUGCUGCAUCUACAGUUACAACGGAUAAUAAACAUUAUUCUUUA
Molecule: messenger RNA, 2374 nt
Organism: Polyodon spathula (Mississippi paddlefish)
Lineage: Eukaryota; Metazoa; Chordata; Actinopteri; Acipenseriformes; Polyodontidae
Product: inositol hexakisphosphate kinase 1-like
Exons: 6
Coding region: 256-1437 (393 amino acids)
Biological process (GO): inositol phosphate biosynthetic process; phosphatidylinositol phosphate biosynthetic process
Cellular component (GO): nucleus; cytoplasm
Molecular function (GO): inositol hexakisphosphate kinase activity
Source: RefSeq, a predicted model, not a curated record